UGUCAAUGUCAUUGUCACUUGCGCGAGCCCGGUUUCUUUGUUUAUAAUUUUAUUUAUUUUUAGUUAAUUACUGCAGGACAACGUAGUAAAUAUUUAAUAUUCACAAAAUACAUCAGUCUGAUUACAUAGUUACAAUGGUGCUACCUACUUCAACUGUUUUAGGAUUGGCUGGGCUGAAAAGAGUUUACAUCAACAAAUCAAACGUUGAUGCACAGGUUAAAACUAUAUUGGAUUCCCACCUCAUCAGUGUUGAUGACUUCAAUGGGUGGCUGCUGAAAGCUAUCACAGUCAUUGAUUUGACUACACUCUCUGGCGAUGAUACUAGGUCCAAUGUAUUUAGGCUGUGCGUAAAGGCAGCAAAUCCUUUACCACCAGACUUUGUUACCAAAUUAGGACUAAAGGAACCGAUAAGAACUGCAGCUGUGUGCGUGUACCCCAGCAGAGUGAAAGAUGCAUAUGAGGCUUUAAAACUGAUGAAGCUUACUACAGAUAUCAAUAUAGCAGCUGUCGCCACUGGCUUCCCAUCUGGACUUUACCCACUAGAAACUAGAUUACAAGAAAUCAACUUUGCUGUGUCAAAUGGAGCCACAGAAAUUGAUGUGGUGUUAGACCGCAGCUUGGUACUCACUGGCCAGUGGGACUCACUGUACUAUGAAGUCCAGCAGAUGAGGAAGGCAUGUGGAAAAGCCCACCUUAAAGUAAUUCUUGGUGUUGGAGAAUUAGGGAGCUAUGAUAACAUUUACAAAGCUUCGAUGGUGUCUAUGAAGGCUGGAGCAGACUUCAUCAAGACCUCCACUGGUAAAGAGGCGGUGAACGCUACUCUGCCUAUUGGCCUUAUAAUGUGCAGAGCUAUAAGGGAGCAUUACCAGACGACUGGUGUUAAGGUGGGUCUAAAACCAGCGGGUGGCAUUAAAACAGCAAGAGAUGCAGUUAAUUGGUUGGUCCUUGUAUACACAGAGUUAGGACCAGAAUGGCUCAACCCUAAACUGUUCCGCAUUGGUGCUUCCAGUCUUCUUGGUGAACUAGUCAAUAGUCUUAAAUUGAAAUAACGUUACCGGUGAAUUAAGCAAUCAAGAAAUAAGGUUUUUAUAUACAUUUUAUGAUAUUUGUUAAACCUAAACAAGCAAGAAACAUAAUAUAUUUUUAUAAAACCAUUGUAAUGUGCAUGGUACGUGCCAUAUUGUUAAAAAAGUGUUACACUAUCUAGAUUUAAGUAUACUUUCCAUUCCAUUUUUUUUUAUUGUUAUUUGGUGGUCAUGACCAAAAAUAUGUCAAAAAUAAAAGAUUUAUUGUAGUUAUGCACCUAACAAAGUUUAAAUCUUGCAACUUUAAAAGGCUUCGAUUGUUUUCAAAGAAGACAGUGUGAUAAUUUGGGAUACUUUUGUUAAAAUAUUAAUAAAAAAUAAGAGAUAUGUAUUGUA
Molecule: messenger RNA, 1421 nt
Organism: Helicoverpa zea (corn earworm)
Lineage: Eukaryota; Metazoa; Arthropoda; Insecta; Lepidoptera; Noctuidae
Gene: Dera
Product: deoxyribose-phosphate aldolase
Exons: 6
Coding region: 135-1049 (304 amino acids)
Biological process (GO): deoxyribonucleotide catabolic process; carbohydrate catabolic process
Cellular component (GO): cytoplasm
Molecular function (GO): deoxyribose-phosphate aldolase activity
Source: RefSeq, a predicted model, not a curated record